AUGGAUCAAUUGAAACAUCCAACAGAUAUGAUUGUUGAUGAACAAAAUCAUUCGAUAAUAAUUGCUGAUUAUGGAAAUAGACGAAUAGUUCAUUGGUUGAAUCGAAAUCAACAAAUUCUAAUUGAGCAUAUUGACUGCUUCGGCUUGGUAAUGGAUAAACAUGGAUUUCUUAACGUUUCUGAUUGGAAGAAGAAUGAAGUAAAACGAUGGAAAAUGGGUGAAUACAACAAUCAAGGAGUUGUAGUAGCAGGUGGAAAUGGUGAAGGAGAUCAACUCAAUCAACUUAAUUGGCCUAGUUUUAUCUUUGUUGAUGAACAUGAAUCUGUUUAUGUUUCAGAUCGAGACAACCAUCGUGUCAUAAAAUGGAUAAAGGAUGCAAAAGAAGGAAGAAUCGUAGCUGGAGGCAAUGGUGAAGGAAGAAAUCUCAAUCAAUUGUCUUAUCCUCAAGGAGUAGUUGUUGACCAUUUCGGUCAAAUCUAUGUGGCAGAUUGUUGGAAUAAUCGAGUAAUGCGUUGGUGUGAAGGAAAAGAAGAAGGUGAAAUUGUUGUUGGUGGAAAUGGUGAAGGAAAACAAUCAAAUCAAUUGAAUCGUCCCAUAGGCUUAUCUUUCGAUGAUGAAGGAAAUCUUUAUGUUGCUGAUAGUACCAACUGUCGAAUUGAAAAAUUUGAAAUAAUUUUGUGA
This is a messenger RNA of Adineta steineri, 681 nucleotides long. NCBI's taxonomy places the organism in Eukaryota, Metazoa, Rotifera, Eurotatoria, Adinetida, Adinetidae. The record is from the annotation of a GenBank genome assembly.